This is a messenger RNA of Suillus clintonianus, 951 nucleotides long. RefSeq lists its product as uncharacterized. Bases 1 to 951 code for a protein of 316 amino acids. The transcript is spliced from 6 exons. NCBI's taxonomy places the organism in Eukaryota, Fungi, Basidiomycota, Agaricomycetes, Boletales, Suillaceae. The record is from RefSeq and is a predicted model, not a curated record.
AUGUCAAUAACCCCUUGGGAGCUCAGUCUAUUGCCAAUCAUCAAUAUUAACAUGACUUGCACCCAAACCUGUAAAGAGAAGUGGAAGGCUCGUCAGCUGAAGAUUGUUCACCCUCAUGGGCCCAGGCAAAAUUUCAACCUACAGGCAGCAAUUGGUCUGAAACGGAAGAAGAAGAAAUAUCUUGGCAUACUUAGAGCGGUCCACCAUAUUACAAACCGCAAGGGUAUAGACAUGGAACAGACCAUCAGCUAUCAAUCACCCUUACUUUUGGGGAAGGCCAUGAAAGAAGUACUUUUUUUGACCAAGUUAAAGGAUGGCUGGCCUGUCAAGGAGAUUCUCCAGCAAUAUCUCCAAAACAAAACUGAUCACGAGAGGAGGAGGCGUCUCAUUACAAGUGAUGAAAAGGACUCCUCUGAGGCAGAUGAUGAGGAAGAAGCAGUGUAUUCUGAGGCAGAUAGUGAGGGAGAAGCAGCAUAUUCUGAGGCAGAUGAAGAUGGAAAUAAAGAUAGGCUAGUAGUAAAAGAAGAGCCUCUACCUGUGGAGACCACAGAGCGCUUCAAGAACUGGCUGGACGAAUAUUUAGAAAAGAAAUGCAGACUUCCAAGCCUUGGCAUCAACUGCCAGGACCCUGGCUGUUCCAUCCCACAGAGCUUGAUGCACACAUUAGAGCCCUUCCUUCAUGCUAUGGCAUACACUGCUUUCAAAAUGAAGCCCAAGCCAAAGCUCCCUGCCUUGGACCAAUCUGUUCGUGUGGUCCAGCCAGACAAUCAUCUCCUCGCCUCAGCAGCUCCUAGAUCUAUGAAAUGUCAAUCUCAGGCGGCAAUGGACCAGAUAGUCUUCGACCAAUCAGCCCAUCGGAUUGUGUACAAUGACGAGCCCAAGGCAAGGAUGACAUGGAGGUACAUGAAGGAGAGCACCAGGCAGAUAAGACAUUGGGUACCAGCUGAUUGA